UUGUCACUGCCCAUCUCGCUACAGAGCAACUCUGGCCGGUUUACAGCAAAAACAGAAGACAUAUGAAUUCAAAUAGAAUAAUUCAUUCAAAUGCACGACAAGACUCCUAUAUUAUUUGAUUUUUUUUUUUUAAACUUUUGACGCUCCUUCCUCACGGGGGAAAAUCUUUCGCCUAAGGCGGGCUGAGAAAAAAAACAGAUUUAAACUUCCCAAACUAGUCGGGCAAGAAAGAAAGAUUGAAGCCAACUUGAAGGCUUUUUCCGCCCCAAACAGCAUUUUUCUCCCCACCCCAUUGAAAUAAGAUCUAAUUGAGUCCCGCCUUUUUCCCCUUAUUGGACCAUUAAGGGGAUCCAAAAGGUAGCCUGGGAGUUUCGUAGUUUUGCACAAAAAAAAAAAUUAAAGAGAGAGAAACUUUGCACCACCUAAGCACUUCCUAAUUCUGUCCCCACCCUAGUGGGUUAAUCUAUUUAGAGGUGGCAUGAGGAACACGCCCACUCUUUUUUUCCCUGUGAGCCAAUCCACAGCUCUCUUGAGAUUCAAGCUCCUCCUCCCCUGCUUCUGAUUGGCUUUUAACUCCAUGGCCCGUCUUCAUACGAUGGAGAAGGCCAAUCAGGAGGGUGGUGCGGCUCUGAUCUAGACUUACCUCGACGGCCUCUUUUUUCCCCUCGCGAGGCUCUCUGGGGGUUGUAGUCCCCAGAGCGGCGGACCUGCCUUCUUGCUGCGGAGCUCCGAUAACGCGAGGACUACGAAUCCCAGAACCUAUCUCGGCGCAAUAGGAAUUAUAACCAUACAGGGCACAAUCUCUAUUUAGCGCUCGAGAUACUUGCGGCAAUAGGAAGGGACUGAAUUGCAGGCGUCGCCUUCUCAUUUCUGGACUGGGGUUUCGGGGACCCCCUUUCGAAGCUGCAAUCCUCCACGAAAGGCGCCUUUCCUACCUCGCAGGGUGGUUUUUCGGGUUGCAGCCAGGCUGACCUUUCCCAACUUUUUCCUGCAAAGGAGGUCUGCGUUCUAGGAAAAGGAUGAGCGAAGAUGUCAAGCGCAGGUCCGCAGCUACGGACAAGGACGAAUUUGUCCAUUUCUUCCCCCAAAUUGUCCGGGAUCUGACGGAAGACGAGCUUCACCCCCCCGAACUGGCCGACGCUAUCGCCAGGCUGAAAAAGGUGUUAGAAUAUAACGCCGUUGGUGGGAAAUAUAACCGCGGGCUAACGGUGGUGGCUGCUUUUCGGGAACUAGCCAGACCAGACCAGCUUGAUCCGAAGAGCCUCCAUAUUGCCCUCGUCGUGGGCUGGUGUGUUGAACUGCUCCAGGCCUUUUUCCUAAUUGCAGACGAUAUCAUGGACUAUUCGACGAUUCGCCGGGGCCGACCUUGCUGGUACAAACAGGAAGGGAUCGGCUUGGAUGCUGUGAAUGAUUCCUUUUUGGUUGAGGCUAGCAUUUACCAGCUGCUGAAACGCCACUGCCGAGAUCAGCCGUAUUAUCUGAAUUUGUUGGAGCUUUUCCACCAGAUUUCCUACCAGACAGAACUGGGACAAACGUUGGACCUUUUUCAGAUCAAUUUGAAUUGCUUCACCGAAGAAAGGUACAAGGCGAUUGUAAAGCACAAGACGGCGUAUUAUUCAUUCUAUUUACCCGUGGCGGCGGCUUUGUAUAUGGCUGGCAUUGACAAUGAAGAAGAACACGCAAACGCCAAGGCCAUCCUUUUCGAGAUGGGGGAAUUCUUUCAAAUCCAGGAUGAUUUCCUUGACACUUUCGGGGACCCCCAAAUGACCGGCAAGAUAGGGACAGAUAUUCAGGACAAUAAGUGCAGCUGGCUCGUGGUACAGAGCCUCAAACUGGCAUCUCCAGAGCAGCGAAAGAUUUUGGAGGAGAACUAUGGCCAGAAGGAUCCGGUGAAAGUUGCCCGCGUGAAGGCCCUUUACGAGGAGCAGGACCUAAAAGCCGUUUACGAAGCCUACGAAGAAAGAAGCUAUCAGCAGCUCUUGGGUUUAAUCACCCAGCACGCCGUUCACUUGCCGGCCCAGAUCUUCCUGGCUUUGGCUGAAAAAAUCUACAAGAGGCAAAAGUGAUCGCUCAGAAAGAAAGCCGCCUCUCAUUUUUUAAUCUGUGUUUUUUUUCAGCUGGGACUUGAGCUAAAAAGUUUCUUAGAACGGUUGGAGGCUGAUUCACAAGGGGCAAAACGGGUCAAGGAAGUUUAUCCUGUCAAAAAGAGAUGAACGGGAAUAGAAGGAAUAUUUUCCUCCCCCUGGCGGGAUUUUAUUUUAUUUUUUCUCCAGUAGAUGCACUAUUUAAGAAGCUGAUAGAUUGACUGUACUUUUCUUGCUCUCUAAGGCGAGAGAAAAACCCAGCCGUAUUUCUAAGGCUGCCUUUUUCCAUGUCUGCGUCCUUCCCUGACCUCAGGCAGGGCUGGGAAUCCUGGCUGCUAGGGUCUGCGGUUGGGGAGGAUUGGAAUUGUAGUCCAGGAACACUUAGGAAGCGGACGAGUUGCUGCUCGGGCGUUCACGAUGCCCGUCUUCGAUGCAGGAGGUGGCUUGCUAAGCCGGGAGCCGUAUUUGAGUGAAGCUGAAAAUGGUGUGAGGUCUUUAAUGGCUGCUCGAAAGGCUUUGUACCAAUAAAUUAUUUUCAAAUCAGA
Python bivittatus (Burmese python) is the source of this 2629-nucleotide messenger RNA. RefSeq names its product farnesyl diphosphate synthase (gene FDPS). NCBI's taxonomy places the organism in Eukaryota, Metazoa, Chordata, Lepidosauria, Squamata, Pythonidae. The record is from RefSeq and is a predicted model, not a curated record. Gene Ontology annotation, cellular component: cytoplasm. Gene Ontology annotation, molecular function: (2E,6E)-farnesyl diphosphate synthase activity; dimethylallyltranstransferase activity. Gene Ontology annotation, biological process: trans, trans-farnesyl diphosphate biosynthetic process.